This is a messenger RNA of Notothenia coriiceps (black rockcod), 1889 nucleotides long. RefSeq names its product ubiquitin specific peptidase 12a (gene usp12a). Gene Ontology annotation, cellular component: nucleus; cytosol. Gene Ontology annotation, biological process: protein deubiquitination. The transcript is spliced from 9 exons. Lineage: Eukaryota; Metazoa; Chordata; Actinopteri; Perciformes; Nototheniidae. Bases 77 to 1195 code for a protein of 372 amino acids. The record is from RefSeq and is a predicted model, not a curated record. Gene Ontology annotation, molecular function: cysteine-type deubiquitinase activity.
GCACUUCCUGGGGGCACGAGGGGAACCAGCCUAGUUUUGUCAGCGCGCGGCGGUGGUUGAAGAUGGCGCUAGCCGAAUGGAAAUCCUAAUGACAGUCUCCAAAUUUGCCACUUUUUGUACCAUGGGCGCCAAUGCCUCUGCUCUGGAGAAAGAGAUUGGAUCUGAGCAGUUUCCGGUCAAUGAGCACUACUUUGGCCUGGUCAAUUUUGGAAACACCUGCUACUGCAACUCGGUGCUGCAGGCUCUCUACUUCUGCCGGCCGUUUCGGGAGAAGAUCUUAGCGUACCGCAGUCAGCCUCGACGUAAAGAGAACCUGCUCACCUGCCUGGCCGACCUGUUCCACAGCAUCGCCAACCAGAAGAGGAAAGUGGGCGUCAUCCCACCCAAGAAGUUCAUCACACGGCUUCGCAAAGAGAAUGAGUUGUUUGACAACUACAUGCAGCAGGAUGCCCACGAGUUCCUGAACUACCUGCUGAACACCAUCGCAGAUCUGCUGCAGGAGGAGAGGAAGCAGGACAAGACCAAUGGCCGCCUUGCCAACGGCACAUUGGACUCCCAGAACAACAACAGCAAUGCCACGCCCGCUCCAACCUGGGUCCACGAGAUCUUCCAAGGCACUCUGACCAACGAGACGCGCUGCCUCACCUGUGAAACGAUAAGCAGCAAAGAUGAGGACUUUCUGGACCUUUCUGUGGAUGUAGAACAGAAUACCUCUAUCACACACUGCCUCAGAGGCUUCAGUAACACAGAGACACUGUGCAGUGAGUACAAAUACUACUGUGAAGAAUGUCGAAGCAAGCAGGAGGCACACAAGCGGAUGCGUGUGAAGAAGCUGCCGAUGAUCCUGGCUCUGCACCUGAAGCGCUUCAAGUACAUGGAGCAGCUGCAGCGCUACACCAAGCUGUCCUAUCGCGUCGUCUUCCCCCUGGAGCUCCGCCUCUUCAACACCUCCGGGGACGCCACCAAUCCCGAGAGGCUGUACGACCUGGUGGCCGUUGUGGUGCAUUGUGGGAGUGGUCCAAACAGGGGUCACUACAUUGCCAUUGUGAAAAGUCAUGACUUCUGGUUGCUGUUUGAUGACGAUAUUGUGGAGAAAAUCGAUGCCCAGGCCAUAGAGGAAUUCUACGGUCUCACUUCUGAAAUCUCCAAGAACUCCGAGUCAGGCUACAUCCUCUUCUACCAGUCCAGAGACUAACCGCCACAGAGACCAGAGGAAGACCCUCUUCAUGGCUCGCAGCGGACCCUAAACGCACCACAGCCGCCCGCGUGGUCUCACACCAGCUCAGCUGUGUUUCAUACUCGUGCUUUUACACGCUGCAGCUAAACAGUGGAAGUCUCCCCCUUGCUUCUUGCCUCCAUACCCCCCCCUUCCUCCCCCUUUUAUUGGACGCUGCUGCCGGCUCAACGAGACGAUAAUGAAUGAAAACUGUGUCAAGAUUGUUUUGAAAAAAAGACGCUGAAUGAGGGUUGUACAGAUAUCGGUCGGUCGUACGCGUAUUAGGUUUUUCUUGGGUGUGGGGUACUUAAUAAUUCAUAUGAUGUAACACCGGCCUGCACCCCCCCCCCCUGUUAUUCUGCACUGGGAUUUACUGAGUGUGGCUUUUGAUGAUGCAUGUAAAAGAGGAUGGGUGGGGGGGUGAGCGUCCCACUCAUGGGGCGUGCCGGGUUGUGUAUUUCUACAGUGUACAGAAUGGUAUUUGUAUAAAUAUUACAAGAAGAAAAUAUUAUUGGAAAUUGUUAGACCUUGAAAAUAUGUAUUAACACUAUGGUGCACUUUUGAUACCGUUUUGUAGGUGUUGGCGAGUUUAAUGUGAGGGUUUGCUUGAAAAGGCCUGUUGUAAAGCGAUCAUUUUCUGUUUUAAAGAAAAAUAAAUAAAGCCAGUAAGAUU